AUGAUCUGCAAGCUGCUCCUCUCCUGCGCUCUGCUUCUGACCGCGGCGGAGCCUCUGCUGGCACACCCCCUCACACACUCGUCUGAGAGAACGUACGCUGGACCAGUGUCAGUGGAAGAGGAUCAGAUAAUUAGCCCAGAUGAGUUUUCUCUGUCUGACCAGGAAUAUCUGUCGAAGGGCUCAGCAGGUUAUGGCUACCCUUCUAUCCUGACUGGAGAUAUCAGAGGAGAAGGUCUCAGAACACCUGCCAUUCUCUCCAGCCAGCCAGUGAAGGAGGUUAUCUUGAAAAAACCACUGCUAAACCCUUUGAGCCACUAUCUGGGAAGCAGGAAGCAGUACAGAAAACGAGGCAGCACUACAGAGUGUUUUUGGAAGUACUGUGUCUGA
Chanos chanos (milkfish) is the source of this 387-nucleotide messenger RNA. RefSeq names its product urotensin 2, beta (gene uts2b). The transcript is spliced from 4 exons. Lineage: Eukaryota; Metazoa; Chordata; Actinopteri; Gonorynchiformes; Chanidae. The coding region runs from base 1 to 387 and encodes 128 amino acids. Gene Ontology annotation, molecular function: hormone activity. Gene Ontology annotation, biological process: blood vessel diameter maintenance; regulation of blood pressure. Gene Ontology annotation, cellular component: extracellular region. The record is from RefSeq and is a predicted model, not a curated record.